AUGGAGGAAGGUAGCGGCAGUCUAGAGGACCAAAUUUACGAGGUUUCAGACCUGAUCGAAAACUAUGUCAAUGACUUUGUCGAAGGGGAAAACGAUUUUGAUUUAAUUAAUGACCAAAUUACAGAUUUUUCCAAGUUCAAUGACAACAAGAUAAUAGACUCCAUAAAGACAGAAAAAGAUACCAUACUGGAAUUAUCAACAAGCAGAGUUUUAGCAAAUUUCAUUGAUCUCAAGACUUCUGAAAAUGAUCAAAACUUGAAACAAAUUGCAACUUUAGUGGAUUUAACUUUCUACUUCAAAGAAAACAAUCAGUCACGUUUCAACUUACCUCUUUUGUUGAUCUGUCUUAUAAUUAAAGAAUCUUCAGUUGUAUGGCUACUAAAAUUCUGGAAUUUUUUCGAAUUAAGAGUUGAUUUGAUAAAAGGUGUGAAGGAUGGUGAAGUUUUACAAGCUAAUAAAUUUCCUGGAACGAACUUUAUGGUGGCAUUAAACCUAAAACUGAAACAAUUAGAGAAUAGUAAUGAACCUAAUAGAGAUAUUUUAAGAGCUCGGGUCUUAUCAUUGAGCUCUAAGGUGUUUGCAAUAAGUGACAGAUCUAUGAUCAAUAGAAGAUUUGAAUUUAAUGAAGAACGUUCAAAUGAACUAGAAAUACCAAGAUCAAAUUACAGACGCUCAAAAUAUGCAACAUUUUGGAAACUACAACAUGUGCUAGCAAAUCCUAUCAAAGAGAUGGUCUCCGAAAGAGAUAUUCAAGAUUUUAUGCACAAUGUUGAGGAGUCUUUCAAUUUGAUUUACGAGAUUGAAAAAGAACAACACGGCGGCCCAUUUGAAGGUGUUAAAUCGAAGGAAAAAGAAAACCAUGACAAUAGCAUUGAAUACUAUACAAAAGCUAGCCUGACAGAAUCUAAGAAAGAAGAACUUCGAGAGUUUUAUGCAAGCAGAGAAUUCAGCCCAAGCUUUUUCAAAAAUGAAGAAAGAUUUAAUGAACAGUUAAGGAAGGAUAAAUAUUUGAGAAGGGCUGUUUUAUCGCAAUUGUAUUUUUAUGCUUGUUGGGUUAUAAAUUUAUCUGAUUCUCCAGAGAUUCAAUCAGGACCAAAAUUUGCAAACCAUAAGCUCAAGAGAUUUUCCAGAAUGUUGAAGUUAGGAUCCCUGUUGUCUCUGAAGAAAGAUAUACAGUACAUAUUCCAAUCCACUGAUAAGAGAUUUUUUUUUGUUAAUCAACAGUUUGCUUUAUCAGAUCAAGCAUUCUUGACUCUGAAAUUGUCACAAUUUAGUGAUUAUGUGAACGUUUAUGACGAUUUCAAAGUCGACGAGGAGUUUUACAAUCAACUUGAGAAAAUUGGUCAGUUUAAAAGUAAAAACUUUCAUGAAUAUGGUACACCUCAGAUUUCAAGACAUUGGAAAACAUCAACUGGGUUGGAUUUAUUAGCUAAAGAUGAGUCAAAUGGAAAAUCUGAACCGAUUGAUAAAGAUUUGGAACGGUUAAGAGAAAGUAUAAAGACAUCCACUGAUGAAAAUGUGAAGAAUUUAAAUUCAUGGAAGGCACUGAGAUUAGCUAGAAAGAAGCAUUUAUUUAAAUUCAAGCAAGUUAAUGAAAGCACAGGUUUAGAAGGUCUGUUUGAUUCCUCACUAAAGGAGGAAUUUGAUAAGAAGAAGCAAGAAGAGGAAUUACAACGUGCUCAGGAAGAAGAAGAAAGACAGGAGAAGUUCAAAAAAGAACAAGAAGAGAGGGAGAUGGAAGAGUUGAAAAAAAAGGAGGAGGAAAGAGUUGAAUUGGAGAGAAAACGUAAAGCCAGUGAAGAAGAGUUUGCUGAACAGAGCAAAAGGGCUAAACUAGAGUCAGCAAAUGGGACCAAGGACUCUGAGGACUUGGAUUACUAG
Messenger RNA from Hansenula anomala, 1881 nucleotides. RefSeq names its product Hpr1p (gene HPR1). The record is from RefSeq and is a predicted model, not a curated record. Bases 1 to 1881 code for a protein of 626 amino acids. NCBI's taxonomy places the organism in Eukaryota, Fungi, Ascomycota, Saccharomycetes, Phaffomycetales, Wickerhamomycetaceae. The transcript has a single exon.